Molecule: messenger RNA, 3270 nt
Organism: Schistocerca americana (American grasshopper)
Lineage: Eukaryota; Metazoa; Arthropoda; Insecta; Orthoptera; Acrididae
Product: proline-rich protein 36-like
Exons: 4
Coding region: 1-3270 (1089 amino acids)
Source: RefSeq, a predicted model, not a curated record
AUGGAGCUGGUGGUGACCCUGCCGACGGAGGUCUUCCGCUGCCGGAUCUGCUUCGUCACCAAGGCUGCCGGCAGGCCAACCUUUGGCGAGUAUAAGGACCACUCGGCCCUUCUCCUCCAAUACAGAAGGCUGCACGACCCGGAAAAGACUCCCGUUUUCGAGUGCGAGUUUUGCGGCCGACGCGACCCGCGGCUGAAGAUGAAAGCGGCCAUCAGCGGAUCUGCAAUGCAGCAUCCGCUACCCCUGGCGAUGCCGGUCGGGGGAGACAGCGUGGUGGGCUCACAGGCUGCCUUGCCCUCGCCUUGUGUGAGUGUGCAGACGUCUGCGACAUCCAGGACGGCAGUGGUUGCUGCCCCCGCGUCGUGCGAGCCGUUGUGUGCGCACGCCGCGGUAGUCUGCCAUCCCCCUGUCGAUACGCUCUGCGACGUCAGCCGCGUCGCCACGAGUGCCGAGCGCAGUUCGGGAGAUGAAGGCAGCACGCUGCCGACGCCUGCCACCGAACGCGUCGCUCCGAAGAUGAAAGAUAUGGAGAAAGAUAAUCUGAUAAUCAAGAAGGCAAGUGACAUGCUCCAAACACUGAAAUCAAGUGAUAAAGUGUGUAAACUCCUCCUCCAGCCCCCUCCUCUCUGUGUCAACCUCCUCCUCCAGCCCCCUCCUCUCUGUGUCAACCUCCUCCUCCAGCUCCCUCCUCCAUGUGUCAACCUCCUCCUCCACCACCCUCCUCCCUCUGUCAACCUCCUCCUCCAGCACCCUCCUCCCUCUGUCAACCUCCUCCUCCAGCACCCUCCUCCCUCUGUCAACCUCCUCCUCCAGCACCCUCCUCCCUCUGUCAACCUCCUCCUCCAGCACCCUCCUCCCUCUGUCCGUCUCGUCGUCCUCCUACUGCCCCCUCUUCCCUCUGUCCGUCUCGUCGUCCUCCUACUGCCCCCUCCUCCCUCUGUCCGUCUGGUCGUCCUCCUACUGCCCCCUCCUCCCUCUGUCCGUCUGGUCGUCCUCCUACUGCCCCCUCCUCCCUCUGUCCGUCUGGUCGUCCUCCUACUGCCCCCUCCUCCCUCUGUCCGUCUGGUCGUCCUCCUACUGCCCCCUCCUCCCUCUGUCCAUCUGGUCCUCCUCCUACUGCCCCCUCCUACCUCUGUCCGUCUACUCGUCCUCCUACUGCCCCCUCCUCCCUCUGUCCGUCUACUCGUCCUCCUACUGCCCCCUCCUCCCUCUGUCCGUCUACUCGUCCUCCUACUGCCCCCUCCUCCCUCUGUCCGUCUACUCGUCCUCCUACUGCCCCCUUCUCCCUCUGUCCGUCUACUCGUCCUCCUACUGCCCCCUCCUCCCUCUGUCCGUCUACUCGUCCUCCUACUGCCCCCUUCUCCCUCUGUCCGUCUACUCGUCGUCCUACUGAGCCCUCCUCACUCUGUCCGUCUACUCGUCGUCCUACUGAGCCCUCCUCACUCUGUCCGUCUACUCGUCGUCCUACUGAGCCCUCCUCCCUCUGUCCGUCUACUCGUCAUCCUACUGAGCCCUCCUCCCUCUGUCCGCCUAUACUCGUCCUCCUACUGCCCCCUCCUCCCUCUGUCCGUCUACUCGUCCUCCUACUGCCUCCUCCUCCCUCUGUCCGCCUAUACUCGUCCUCCUACUGCCCCCUCCUCCCUCUGUCCGCCUAUACUCGUCCUCCUACUGCCCCCUCCUCCCUCUGUCCGCCUAUACUCGUCCUCCUACUGCCCCCUCCUCCCUCUGUCCGUCUACUCGUCCUCCUACUGCCCCCUCCUCCCUCUGUCCGUCUACUCGUCCUCCUACUGCCCCCUCCUCCCUCUGUCCGUCUACUCGUCCUACUACUGCCCCCUCCUCCCUCUGUCCGUCUACUCGUCCUCCUACUGCCCCCUCCUCCCUCUGCCCGUCUACACGUCCUCCUACUGCCCCCUCCUCCCUCAGUCCGUCUGCUCGUCGUCCUACUGCCCCCUCCUCCCUCUGUCCGUCUGCUCGUCGUCCUACUGCCCCCUCUUCCCUCUGUCCGUCUGCUCGUCGUCCUACUGUCCCCUCCUCCCUCUGUCCGUCUGCUCGUCGUCCUACUGCCCCCUCCUCCGUCUGUCCGUCUGCUCGUCGUCCUACUGCCCCCUCCUCCCUCUGUCCGUCUGCUCGUCGUCCUACUGCCCCCUCCUCCCUCUGUCCGUCUGCUCGUCGUCCUACUGCCCCCUCCUCCCUCUGUCCGUCUGCUCGUCGUCCUACUGCCCCCUCCUCCCUCUGUCCGUCUGCUCGUCGUCCUACUGCCCCCUCCUCCCUCUGUCCGUCUGCUCGUCGUUCUACUGCCCCCUCCUCCCUCUGUCCGUCUGCUCGUCCUCCUACUGCCCCCUCCUCCCUCUGUCCGUCUGCUCGUCCUCCUACUGCCCCCUCCUCCCUCUGUCCGUCUGCUCGUCCUCCUACUGCCCCCUCCUCCCUCUGUCCGUCUGCUGGUCCUCCUACUGCCCCCUCCUCCCUCUGUCCGUCUGCUCGUCCUCCUCCUGCCCCCUCCUCCCUCUGUCCGUCUCCUCGUCCUCCUACUGCCCCCUCCUCCCUCUGUCCGUCUCCUCGUCCUCCUACUGCCCCCUCCUCCCGCUGCCCGUCUCCUCGUCCUCCUACUGCCCCCUCCUCCCGCUGCCCGUCUCCUCGUCCUCCUACUGCCCCCUCCUCCCUCUGUCCGUCUCCUCGUCCUCCUACUGCCCCCUCCUCCCGCUGCCCGUCUCCUCGUCCUCCUACUGCCCCCUCCUCCCGCUGCCCGUCUCCUCGUCCUCCUACUGCCCCCUCCUCCCGCUGCCCGUCUCCUCGUCCUCCUACUGCCCCCUCCUCCCGCUGCCCGUCUCCUCGUCCUCCUACUGCCCCCUCCUCCCGCUGCCCGUCUCCUCGUCCUCCUACUGCCACCUACUCCCGCUGUCCGUCGCCUCGUCCACCUACUGCUCCUUCCUCCCUCUGUCCGUCUCCUCGUCCACCUACUGCCCCCUCCUCCCUCUGUCCGUCUCGUCGUCCUCCUACUGCACCCUCCUCCUCACUCUGUCCACCUCCUCCUCCUCCUCCUCACUCUGUCCACCUCCUCCUCCUCCUCCUCACUCUGAAUCAAUAACAGACCUGGAGAACCAUAUUACUUCAAUGCAAAAUGAGGUUAAAAGUGCUGAACAAAUUGAAUUCCCAAAAAGAGCAGAAGUACAGGAACUUGAGGCUUCUGUUGAUGCUAAGGAGAGAACAAUUAAGGCAUACAAAGCAAAGAAUCCCAGUAUAAUUAAAAAAGUAGGCACUUUUCUUAAGUAA